AUGGCCGCGUGUCGAGCGCACGCCCACUUGUCCCGAGUUUGCUUAUGUCUCGUGUUUAUUUCCGCCUUGGUGUUUGCUCAGCAGCAAAAUCAACCCAGCAACCGAUACUCCGUCAGGGAUUCACCGUACCUUCCACAAAACACCGGGGACUAUCGGACCUACCUUUACAAUGGCAGAAGGUACGGGCAGCAGCCCAACUAUCUGGACCCCCUUUACAACCGAGGACCUACGCGGGCCCCCGAGAGCCGCUACAACUACGGGGAUGUCACUCCUAGAUUACCAUUGCCAGGUGUGCUGAGCGGUUGGCGUGCAGAUCUCCAAGGACGAGAAAGACCAGAUUCGAAAACUUUGGAUCGAGAUGUUUACGUCGUGACAAAUUAUGGCCAAGUUCAAGGAUUUAAAGUGUAUUUAUAUGACAACCCUGAAGCCAGGCACAGACCUUGGAGCGUACCGGUAGAAAGGAUCACUGCAAAUGUCAAUGUUUUCUUAGGAAUACCAUACGCUACUCCGCCGGUUAAGGAAGGACGUUUUAAACCGCCUCGACCACACAAGGGAUGGCAACUUCUACAAGCCGUAGAUUGGGGACCAGCAUGUCCUCAACCUUACAGGUACACCGGUGUUUUGAAGGGUGUUAACGAUGUUGAUGAAGAUUGUCUUUAUCUGAAUAUUUUUUCACCCAAUAUUGAGUCUGGAUUGGCGAAACCAUAUGCUGUAAUGUUCUACAUUCAUGGCGGAGAGUUUACGCACGGAGCAAGCAAUUUAUUCCCAGCUCAUAUGUUGGCAGCAUUUUACGAAGUUGUUGUAGUAUCAUUGAAUUAUCGUCUUGGAGCACUUGGCUUCUUAAGCACGGGAGAUGAGAAUAGUCCUGGAAAUUAUGGCAUAUUGGAUCAAGCUAUGGCUUUGCGAUGGGUAUACGAUAACAUAGUGUAUUUCAAUGGAGAUCCUCAAAGCAUAACGAUUUUUGGUCCAGGCGCCGGAGCUGCCAGUGCUGGUCUUUUGAUGGUGGCUCCAAGAACACGGGACCUUGUGGCUAAAGUAAUAGCACAGUCUGGUUCAGCAUUGGCUGAAUGGGCGAUCAUACCUGAUAAAUAUCGGGUGCAGAACACUUCGAGAGUUUACGGUGAAAUGCUGGGUUGUAGUAUUGAAACAAGUUGGAAACUCGUCCAGUGUUUGAGAGAUAGUCGUAGUGCGAAUGACUUGGGCAAUUCUGAGUUCCAACCAGAUGUUGGAAUAUUUCCUUGGGGCCCAGUACUAGAUCAGAACUUCACUGUACCAAAAGACACUUGGUACGAAGACUGGGGAGCUUCUGAUUGGCAUUUGUUCAAUGAAAUGCCUGAAGAAUCUGUAAAAGCUCGCAAAUUUCGCAAAGGUCUUUCUUACAUGACAGGCGUUACAACACAAGAAGCAUCCUUCAUUAUAUAUGACAAUGACACAUUGGCGAGAAAUCAGUACACAAUAAACGCACAAAUUUUUGAUCAAAAACUCAAAGAACUAGUUCUGCGGUACAACUAUACACUAAAUCCAUUGGGUGUCUACGAAGCUAUAAAAUACAUGUACACUUACUGGCCUGAUCCCGACAAUGUAAUGUACAUUCGAGAUCAGUAUAUAAACCUGCUGUCAGACUUUCACUAUGUGGCACCUGCGGACAAAAUUGCCAAACUAUUGGUAGAACAAAAUGUUCCUGUUUACAUAUAUGUUUUGAAUACCACUAUUGAAGCCUUGAGAUAUCCGUGGUGGAGACGUGUUCCCCAUGACAUAGAACAUUUGUGGUUAACUGGUGCACCAUUCAUGGAUGUGGAGUUUUUUCCCACUAAACUGAAGUUAGAUAGAAAGUUGUGGACGGACAGUGAUCGAAAUAUGAGUCACUUUUUCAUGAAAGCUUAUUCCAAUUUUGCUAGAUAUGGAAACCCGACACCAUCACAAAUACAUGGCCUGCAUUUUGAUAUGGCUAAACAAGGACAGCUUCGGUAUCUCAACAUCAAUACGACUUUCAACAGUUCAAUUUUAAUAAAUUAUCGACAGACUGAAAGUGCCUUCUGGUCCAUGUAUCUUCCGACAGUCAUUGGACGACUGGUUCCCACGUAUCCUCCAGUCACAGAGUAUUGGUGGGAACCGAAGCAACCUCUUCAAAUUGCAUUUUGGUCAAUGUCUACGGCGUGCUUGCUGCUGGUUGUAUUAUCUGUGGUCUGUUGUAUGCUGUGGCGAAAUGCCAAAAGACAAUCUGAUCACUACUACAGCGGAGACAUCUUGAUGAUGCGAGAAGAUAAUCAUUCGCAGGGAAUAGAGAACUUGACCCAAAGUUCCAAGGAAAAUGUUUAUGAGUACAAAGAUGCUCCAACAAUGAAGUCGCGUGUACCGCGCCAAAACGAAAGCAAGCUUCAAGAGCGUUUAGCUCAGAACCGUAAAUUCAGUUCAACACCAUCGUUAAGGACUAAUUCUAACAGUUCUUUGAAAGAUAUGCGAUCUGAUACUUUUGUCACAAGUUCACCUAAUGGGCAACCAAAAAUAAACAAAGCUAGAAGUCAGAAUUCUUUACCGAAAAGCAAAAGUAAGACUCAAUUAGUUCAAGGUGUUCCACAAACAGCCGUUUAACUUAAUUAACUGUUAUUGAUCGUUACUCUCUGCAGAGAAUACAAUGUUUGCGAAAAAAAAUGGAGUAUCAUCAAUUUACAACUAUUGUAAAACUGUUGGUAACGUAUUUUCAACAUAGCCUUAAAUAUAUUUACAUUCCGCCCUGAUGUCGGAUGCAAUUAAUCGACAGAUCGGCUUUCCAAUUAAUUGCUCAAUCGAAAUUUAAUCGAGCAGCCCUAAUCUGUCAUAAAAAUUGUACAUGUUUCA
Neodiprion fabricii is the source of this 2838-nucleotide messenger RNA. RefSeq names its product cholinesterase (gene Gli). Lineage: Eukaryota; Metazoa; Arthropoda; Insecta; Hymenoptera; Diprionidae. The transcript is spliced from 12 exons. The record is from RefSeq and is a predicted model, not a curated record. Gene Ontology annotation, cellular component: septate junction; tricellular tight junction; cell surface. The coding region runs from base 1 to 2592 and encodes 863 amino acids.